AUGGUGUUUCAUAUUAGCCGCAAGUCCAGAAUCAUUAUAGCCAUCAGUAUAUCGGCGCUGUUCUUCAUAGCGGAGCUCUAUGUUGCAUUCAGGACUCGCUCGUUAGCCCUCAUGGCAGACGCCUUUCAUUAUAUCAACGAUGUUGUCAGUUUUGUAAUAGGCCUCGUGGCCAUAAUGCUAUCUGAACGGAAAGAGACGCCCCCAGAGAUGCUCUCUUUUGGCUGGCAGAGAGCAACUAUACUGGGCUCUUUCUUCAAUGGAGUUUUCCUUCUUGCUCUUGGUCUGAGUAUCUUUCUUCAGUCCAUUGAGCGGUUUGUAUCUCUUGAACUUUUUGCUGAUGACGGAGACGUGCAGAACAUCAUGAUCAUUCCGGUGGACAUUCUCACAGUCACUCACACGGCGAGCAACAUGAACAUGCAGACGAACCAAUCAAGGACGAUCCACGGCACGUUAUGGAUGCACAUGCUGAACAUGCUGAACAUCGGCACCACCUCCAAGUUACCCUGGCCAAGGGUCAUGCCCAUGAUCUUGACAAGCUCGGAAGCCAGGUUUUACGCGGACCCCGCAAUUAGCACAUUUAUUGCCAUUAUGAUCUUCGUUACGGCAGUCCCACUGGUGCGGAAGAGUGGUGAGAUACUAUUGCAGAGUGUCCCGGUCGGUCUCAGUCCGUCUGAUGUUACGCACGAUCUUGAGAAGAUACCCGGGGUCGAUUCGGUUCACCACCUCCACAUCUGGCGCCUUGACCAGACCAAGACGGUCGCAUCUGUACAUGUAGUGGUUCAGGAUGAAGCCAUUUCAGACUUCAUGACAAAGGCCAGAACGGUGACGGAGUGUCUCCACGCAUAUGGAAUUCACACUGCCAUCAUUCAGCCCGAGGUUGCAUUCCAUCAGGGGCCAGCCCUGCCAGCAGUAAUCUCUGAUGAGGAUCAGGCUUCAAUAGGGAUCUCAACGCUAAUUCCGGCGUCAUCCUCGUCUUCUUCUAGAACUAAUACGGGGCAACGUGGCACAAGAUGCCAGAUGCCAUGCAGCAGUCUUUGUGAAGAUCUCAGGUGCUGCACUUAGGAGGUCCAGAACCAGAAUGAAAGUUGCUUUAGUGGGUUGGGCGAGGCCUCGGACGCUCCAUUGUUACUAUGAGGUGUGGUUUGGC
This is a messenger RNA of Pyricularia oryzae 70-15, 1147 nucleotides long. RefSeq names its product cation efflux system protein czcD. Bases 1 to 1062 code for a protein of 353 amino acids. Gene Ontology annotation, biological process: zinc ion transmembrane transport; intracellular zinc ion homeostasis. Gene Ontology annotation, cellular component: membrane. The record is from RefSeq and is a predicted model, not a curated record. The transcript has 8 exons. Gene Ontology annotation, molecular function: zinc ion transmembrane transporter activity. NCBI's taxonomy places the organism in Eukaryota, Fungi, Ascomycota, Sordariomycetes, Magnaporthales, Pyriculariaceae.